AUGCCUGCAUUUAUCAUUGAUAUUGAGUACUGUGGCCUGCCCCGCUGUUGUGCUACUUGUGGAGUGUUUGGACAUGACUGCUCUCUUCCUUCUGCUGGGGUUCCCAAUAAACGGGUCUGGCGUCGUAAGCAAGCUAAUGUACUUGAAUUGGGACAAUCUGAGGUAGCUGUUACAGAGAAUCUAAUGAUGGAACAAGUGGAGCAAGAUGCUCCUGAGAAGGGAAUUGCGCAGGUUUCAGGAGAAGGGGUUGCUAUUGAUAAAGGCAAACAAGUAAUGGAGGACUCUACCCCUCCUGUUACCCUAAGUGCUCUGCCCUCUCAAGAAGAAUUCAACAAGGUGAUCAAUGGUGCUAAACCGAGGUCUAAUCUGAAAUUGCCCACUCCUGUGUUGCAUUUUAAUGCAUUUGAAUUGUUAUGUGGCCAAAGAGAUAUUGUCUUACAAGCCCCUUCAAAGAACGGGGGUAGAGAUGGGCUUGGAAGUAAAGGGGGAACCACUAAGGUGGUUGCUUCUCGUAAAUGA
Messenger RNA from Linum trigynum, 519 nucleotides. The record is from the annotation of a GenBank genome assembly. NCBI's taxonomy places the organism in Eukaryota, Viridiplantae, Streptophyta, Magnoliopsida, Malpighiales, Linaceae.